AUGAACUCCGACAUGUCCCUGGAGAACAGUAAGGGACACUCAAAGGGAAUGAGCUGGAAGGCUACGGAGAGAGGUGUGGAAGGUGAAGCCAGGCUCCAGAUGGGAUCUGCCAGAGAUGCUUACAAAGAAAUUCCCAUAUACUUUUCCAAGAAAGAAUGGACAGAGAUGGGAGACUGGGAGAAAAUCCGAUACAGAAAUGUGAAAAGGAGCUAUGAAGCACUGGUCUUUAUAGGUCUCAGAUCUCCUCGACCAGCUUUCAUGUGUCGUUGCACGCAGGCCAUCAAGCACUACCUGGAUGACACUGAGGAUUCUGAUGAAGAAUGGAUGCCCAGUCAGCAAGACAAUCCUUCUUGGGUGGCCUUCAGAGUGGAAUGGAGUAAAACAUGA
Messenger RNA from Manis javanica (Malayan pangolin), 387 nucleotides. The record is from RefSeq and is a predicted model, not a curated record. NCBI's taxonomy places the organism in Eukaryota, Metazoa, Chordata, Mammalia, Pholidota, Manidae.